Chaetomium strumarium is the source of this 1357-nucleotide messenger RNA. Its product is annotated as soluble NSF attachment protein. Gene Ontology annotation, cellular component: vacuolar membrane; SNARE complex. Gene Ontology annotation, molecular function: syntaxin binding; soluble NSF attachment protein activity. Gene Ontology annotation, biological process: SNARE complex disassembly; intracellular protein transport. The transcript is spliced from 4 exons. Lineage: Eukaryota; Fungi; Ascomycota; Sordariomycetes; Sordariales; Chaetomiaceae. The record is from RefSeq and is a predicted model, not a curated record. The coding region runs from base 117 to 995 and encodes 292 amino acids.
CGUCGGACAGCACAGUACAUAGUACGUAACAUCCGGACCCGAGCCUCACAUUCCCGUUUCUCAACCCUACAACGAAGCUGUUUUCACGUGCUGAGGCUACGUACGCAAACGGCAUCAUGGCUCUCGACCCGCGCGCUCUUGAGGAGAAGGCAAAGAAAACGCUCCAGAGUGCAUCUGGAGGAUUUAGCUUCUUCAGCAACAAGGAAGACAAGUACCAGAAUGCGGCUGAGCUCUACAUCCAGGCGGGUAAUGCCUACAGGUUGGAGAAGAUGAACAGGGAGGCCGGCCAAGCUUUCGAGCAAGCAGCAAAAAUUCACAGGGAGAAGCUAAACGAGCCGGAUGAUGCGGCGAACAUAAUGGUGGACGCCUUCAAGGUCUACAAGAAAGAAUACCCCAACGACGCGGUGCGUUGCAUCAAGGCGGCCAUCGAACGAUACCAGGCAAAGGGCAACUUCCGGCGGGCCGCAACUCACCUAGAGAACGUUGCGGAAUUACUGGAGGUGGAGGUAGGCGACCGCAAGCAGGCGAUGGAGUUCUACCGUCAAGCGGCGCACUGGUACGAGGAGGACGGGGCAAAAGCGCUAGCGAACAAGCUCUGGCUGAAAGAAGCAGACAUCGCAGCACUCGAAGGCGACUACUACAAAGCGGUGCAAAACUUCGAGAAGGUGGCCGAUUCGUCGCUCGAGAACCACUUGAUGAAGUACUCGGUCAAGGACUACUGGUUCAAGGCAGGGCUCUGCAUCCUAGCAACCAAAGACCUCGUUAGUGCCCGUCGCAAUCUGGAGAGGUACAUGGAGAAAGACCCGUCGUUUGCGGGCCAGCGCGAGUGCCAGCUCCUGUCGGAUCUGAUCGAGGCUAUCGAAGCGGGAAAUCAGGAAGUGUUCACCGACAAGCUCUAUGCGUAUGAUCAGAUGAGCCGGCUUGACAAGUGGAAGACGGAGAUUCUGGUCAGGGUCAAAAACCAGAUCGAGGAGGCUGAUAGCGAAUUCUCGUGAGAUUUUGAUUGGUUGCUGUUCUGGCGUUUGGGAUUCGGAAGGGGAUGUAUAUCAUCUCGUUUGGGGUUUCCGGUUUUUGAGCACCCGACGGUCUGGCUAUGAUACUGUGGUGAAAUAGAGUGUGGUGUGAGGCGAUUCCUUUUCCUGAUCACCUUUUCAUCGCCAGGCUCAGUACUAGUAUACUACUGCCUGACUUAUUCACAUAGUCCAGGGGCUAGGAAGGGGGCCCAAGGGCGUUUUUGCAGGGGAAAGUCCGCCAAUAGACAACCCUGAUCUCUGUCUGCCACCCUUUGACCCUUAUCGCCUUUGCCCAUUGAGGUGGGGUUGCAAACUGAUAAAUGAUAACGCCCAACUUUUUUGGA